AACAGCUGGUACAGUUUAUCCUCACUCUAAAGGUUACACACAGAUGUACCUCAUUCAGUCCUAUGCACAGUGUAUGUGUAUGUAUUUGUCAGAUACGUCUUAUAUUACCACCCAGCCAAAUUCAACGCCUGUCAUACACACACUCUCUAUCACACACACCUUCAGUUAACUUUUGUCCCCUUGGUUGUUCUUUUCGUCUGGUUUUAUUUUCUGUCUCUUAUUUGCUGCUCUGGCUAUUUUUGGGUCACUUCCAAGAAUGCAAGAAUAAAAAGCUGCCUUCUAGUAUCAAACUCUACUCAUACAUCAUUCUGCACGAUGGAGCUCAAAUAUGCACAUUUCUACACAAGUAUAUGUUUAAUACAACACGGUUAAAGGCCGUUCUGCAACAUCCUUCCAUACUUCAAAACUAAGACUUUUGUACCGUCAUUUUGAAAGACUGUAGUACUUUUACUAGUUAUGUUGGUACUUGAUCAAAACACUCCACUUGCAUGAUUAGGAAAAGCUAAAUAUUCUUUACAGCAUGUUUGGUGCCCCCUGCUGGUCAGAGGUCAAUCAAACAGCCUCGUUGUGGUUGUGCACGGACCGAACACACACCGUGUCGAUUCUCUGAAGAUCAAACACCACCUGUUGGUCUUUUUGAGUUGUCUGAUGUGAUUUGGAGUCCUUCAUCUGUCUUUAAACGUCUCAUACAGUCUGACUGGUGUCAGUGUCUCUCAGUGUGUGUGGGUGUGUGUCGUUCUUCUCUACAUUCACUACAACAGUGACUCGACGUGGAACAGGAUGUGUGUCAAAUUUCAUAAAGUGUGCACAAUAGGCAAGAAAAGGAGACAAGUGUGCAAGCAUGCACGGGUGGAAAAGAGAAAGUGGGUUACACUGUGUGUGUGUGUGUGUGUGUGUGUGUGUGUGUGUGUGUGUCUGUGUGUGCCUCCACCCUCCACAUCGUCACCCUACAUUUUCUGAUUUCUGCUCCACGUACCAACACCUUCCUCCUCUGCUCUCUGCUCUACCACAGAUGUAUACGGAUUGUCUCUUUCAGAAUAUAUAUUCUUUCCUCUGAACAUAUGGGUUGUUGACUGGAUGUGUUUCCCUCCAUUACCUCUUCUUUAUGGAUUGAUAAUGUGGUGUAAGACACCGGAAGAGCAGUAGAUGAUCACAGCUACACUGUUAGUUUCAUUGAAGUGUGAAGGAUGGACUCUGUCUCCCAGAACCUGAGAGAUCAGAUCUCAGAGCUGCUGAAGCCUCACCGAGUCUGUCUGGUGACGCCUGUCCUUCUGAACCACUCCAGUCAGCCAUGUGGCAGAUCAGCCAGCAGGUUUGUGGUACUGAGUCUAUGGAGAGGUUACCUGGUUAUCAGCAAGCAGCCUGUCAGGGUGGAGAGCACGUUCAGCUACUUGGAGAUCUGCUCCAUAAACAUUCACAGUCUCACACAGAUUGUGAUGGAGACAGACAGGCACACUCUGUCUUUUAGUGUGUCACACGUUGAGGACCUUGAGGCCAUGGUCAGUCACAUGACCGCCUCACUCAAGAGGGUCUUCCCUGAUUCCUCUCCAGGAAAGCUGUUGAAGACGAGUCCUCCAGACCUCCAGCAGAGACUCCUCACAUUGACGGAUGUGAUAGAAGAGCAGCUGGACAGUCGGCCUACUUCCUGUGGAGGGUUCUCUGAUACCUACGCUGCUCUGUGUGACUUCAACCAGAUACCAUUCAGAGAGGAGAUCCAAUGGGAUGUGGACAACAUCUACUGCACUAACAAGUGGAGAGAGUUCAACCUGCAGGACUUCAGCCACUUAGACAGCAGGGACUUGGCAUUAGCAGUAGCAGCUCUGUCUUUCAACCAGUGGUUUACCAAGAUCUACUGCAAAGACCUCAAACUGUCAGUAGAAGUUCAGCAGCAGCUGACGUACCUGCUGUCCAGAUCUCCCAGUCUGGAGGAGCUCUCACUGGAGGCCAGUGGACUCAAGCUGGACUUUGCAAUCAAGAUGGCAGCUGCCCUGCGGGAGCACAGCUCCUCUACCCUGACAUCCAUCAACCUCUCUGGCAAUCCAAUCGAAGACAAAGGUGUCAUAGCUCUCACUCAGGAGUUGGAGAAUCUAGCUGAAGGACUCAAGCAGCUUUCUCUGUCCCGGGUAUCAAUGACUGCUAAAGGUCUUGGCUGUCUGAGUCAGCUGUUAUCCUCCACUCAGCUGUUCUCAGCAUCUCUGACCCACCUCGACCUCUCUGGCAACCCCGGCAGCCUGGUUACUGAAGAUGCAACGUUCCUCUUCAAGUUCUUGUCCAGUACUAACUCUCUGUCUCAUCUGGACCUCAGCGAUACCAGCUGCCCUCUGGACACGUUAUUUGUGUCCCUGUCUGCCGGAUGUUGUUACAAACUGAUGCGCCUGAGCUUGGCCAGGAACCCUUUCAGCCACAGAAAGGUGCAGAAGAUGACCAGGAGCAUUGGAGAGUUCUUCAGUCAGAGCUGUGAGCUCAAACAUGUGGGCCUGUCUGCAACCAAACUUCCUCCCCAAGCCCUCAGGUUAUUACUACAGGGUCUGGCAACCAACACUCGUCUGUUUGGGCUAGAGUUGGACCUCAGUAGCUGUGAGCUGCGCUCUGCAGGGGCCCAGGUGAUACAGGAGCACAUCUCUGAAGCCACAGCUAUCAGACGUCUGGAUCUCUCUGACAAUGGUUUUGAGAAUGACAUGGUGACUCUGGUCCUGUCUGUCGGCCGAUGUCACUCUCUUCGUCACCUCGCACUGGGAAGAAACUUUGCCAUGAAGUCCAGAGCUCUCAGCGAUGUUCUUCAUCGUAUCGCUCAGCUCAUUCAGGAUGAAGAGUGUACCUGGAGGUUGCCGCCUGGUCUGUAUCUUGAGCUGUGUCUGUCUGGUUGUCUUCAAUUUGAGCAGGUCCACGGUCUGUGUCAGCAGUUAGAGGACAGCCUCCAACGUCUAAAGCACUGCAACAUUCAGGAGGACCAGUCUGACAUCCUGACAGCACGAGAGGUGCUGCACAACGCCAGGGACUCCUUCAAGCUGCUUCCCUCUCUGUAUGAGGCAGGCAGGAAGUGUGCCUCUGAUGGAGACUUGGUGAACUGCAUCCUCACUGACACUGCUACUGCACUGACUAAUGAGUUCAACAGAAGCAUACAGGAGUUGGCUCAAGACCUGAUGAGGGGUGUGGAGGCAAUGUGUCCACGGGUGGUCCAGCGGUCCAGUGUGGUCGAGCAUCUGUCAGAGUGUGUGUCCAAGAGAAGCAGACAGACACACACAUUCCUGAGAAGCACAAUGUUGGAGAACACAGGGGCGAUCAUCAUCAGCAGACUGCGUGAACUGAGACAGACAUUGAGUGUCUCUCUGGCUGAAAGCAUCAUUGAACAGAUUCUACAGGAUCUGACGGUGGCACAGGACAAAAUGGAUUGCCUUAUAAUAGAAAGUUCAUGCACUGCUCUGAACAUCAACAUCCCAGAGCUUCGACUGGUCGACGGCGACUUCCCGACUGAUGAUUACACUCCGGCAUUUUGGAGAAAUAGUUUCCACUCCAAGAGCCUGAGGCCGGCCCCUUCGAUUAAGAGCCUCCUGGAUGCAGACUGGGAGCAGCAGACCAGAGGAGCAGAGAGAGAGAGUGGAGGAGGUGCUGAAGAGGAAGGAGGAGGAAGGUGUUUCCUCUCACGGUUGCCGACAGCAACCCCGCUGUCAGUCAGGUUUUCGAGCCCCUCCCCUUCUCCCUCCCCCCCGGGUCUGAGGGGGAGGAGGCGGAGGGAGGGGGAGGUGGCGGUAGCGGAUGCUGCAGCAGCAAUAUCAGGAGCGAGAGGAGUAUCGUUCAUUCCUCCUCCCGGUCUCCCCCUCCUGUACUCCGUCUCCGCUCGAGCUGCAGAGGAGGAGGCUGCCGGCCGCGGCGGCUCACCCAGACGACAGACUCCCUUCCCCGGCUGCGGCCCCAGCCCGGUCCCCCUCCCCAGCUCUGGAUCCCCCACUUCUCCCAUGGAGCCUCUACCCACCCAGGGACAGAUUCUAAGGCAUUACACCGCCUCCCGUCCACGGCCACGACGCACACACACACAGCCCCCCUCCUCCAGGCCUCAGGAGCCGGUUACAAAGGUGGAGAAUGAGGCCAGUGAAGGGAUGGGCAGAGUGGAUGAAGGAGUAGAGGAGUUCUUCACCAAGAAGAUCAUCCCUGACUAUGCGCUAAAAGGCCGGUGGGAGGAGUCAAUCCCUGCCCAAGCCACUCCCUCAGAGUCAAGCUCCACCCCCUCAGCCUCAACCCCCCUUUCCUCGUCAUCUGACAAUAUCACCCCCUCCACCACCACCACCACCACCACUGUCACCUCUCCCUCCCUCCCAUCUAUUGACACAUCCCUCACCUCCACUGAUGUUUUACCCCUCUCUACAUCCUCCACUCCCCCCGCCCCCUCUUCUGUCCCCACCACCACCACCACACUUCCCACCAAAAACAUCAAGAAAAAGUUUGGUGACUUCUUUGCCUUCAAGAGGUCUCGAGCCAGCCGAGCCGCCAAGGCAGGAGGGGGAGAGGGAGGAGGAGGAGGAGAGGGUGUGAAGGUCAAAAGGACCUCCAUUGCAGACCUCAUUCGACCCCUCCGCGAGGCCAAAGAAAGGGAGAGAGAGAGGGACAAGGAGAGAGAGAAGGGGAGAGGGUCUAGGUCAGUGGAGGAUGCUAACGUUUCUAAUGAUGCCGCCACCACAGAAGGAACCGUCGCCACCGGCCACCAUCUUGCAGGCGAUGCCAGGGGAACGAUGGCGCCUGCCAAGACAUUAACCACGACGACGCCUUCCAGUGAGACCACUUCCUCUUACCCCACCGUCGCCACGAGCCCUGACCCCACCACUGACACGCUUCCCCACCUAGAAGAAGAGGCAGUUCCUGUCUCGCCAGGUCGCACCCCCAGUCCCGUGGUCACCUCCCCUCUAACGGAGCAGGAGAGGAGCGGCAUGCAGAUGAAGGAGAUGAAGUUGGGAGGGACUCCGUACGGAGAGAGGAGACUGAAGGUGACCAAGAGGUCCCUGAGAGAGGGCAAGAGCCAGAGUCUCAUACUGCUGACGGGAUUAGAGCCUGAGGACAAGGAUGACACCCACAGUAAGAAACAUGCGUCUGAGAGCACAUCUAGUUUUGAACAGAGGCUUCAGGUGAUGCUGCACAGAAUGGGCGUGGCCAAAUCUCCACCAGUCAACACCAAGGUGAGCCAGAAUAAAGACGAGGAGCUGAGAAAGGCCAACUCUGAAGGUGCUAUCCUGGACAAACCUGUCCCUCCUCCCACAUACACCAAGCCCAGAACCAUGUCCACAUCGUCAGCAGACCCCAGGCAUCCUAUGAGAGCGCUGAACCCUCUCCGACUGGACCCCCCCCUUCACCCCAAGCCCAUCCUCCACGAGCACCCCGUCGGGCCCCUGCCGCCCAAACCUGCCGUUGCCGCCAAGCCUCCGCUCUCCACCCCGGCUUCCCCGGCAGGAGCGGGAGCUCGUCCCUCCUCUGCUCCUCCUGCCGGCGGCUCAGCGGGGAGAGUCCAGCUCAGAGCGCCCCCUCAUGACAGGAGGCCAGCGGAGAGCACAGCUCAGAAUGGGAGCCAGGAGCGUCCCCAGGGCGCCGCCUCGACUCCGUCCUCCAGGACAGAGCUGCUCCCUCCAGCCUCCUCUCCAUGGAGAUGUCCCGGUGCACAGGAUCGCUCAGAGAGAGCACAAUCGGUGACCGACGAGAGUCUACCUAAGCCACGCCCACACGUGAGGCCCCUCCCACAGCGCAGAGCCGUGUCCGUCCAUGAGGACGCUCUGACAAUGACACAAGAGCUGAAGGCAGUGUUACAGAGAUCCCCCAUCCGAUUCCGUGGCAACAGAGGAGACCUGCCCACCUGCACCGAAGAUCCAUCUAGUGGGGAGGAAGCAAAGAAGAGCUCAGCCGGUGACACAGGGAAACAGACAGCUGAGGACAGGAAGGAGGCUGUCCAGAAGGAGGAGCUGAAGGCAGAGCGAGGAAGGACCAAGCACCCUCCUCCAGGAGAAGAGGAGACCCCGGGCUCAGGGCGUCCCUCCUCUGCAGAAACUUCAGCACCCCGAGUCUUCAGUCCGACCGCAGCUCGGUCCAUCCUGGAGAGGCCUCCGGCACUAACCCCGAGCCUGGAGAAGAAGCCUCCUGUUCCCCCCACGUGGGAGAAAAAGAGCCCCAGCGCGGCCCCACCGUUGCCCCGAACUCUAGAAAAACUGCUGGUAUCCCCACCACCCCGAGAAAAGAGCCUGAGCACAAUCCCAUCCGGAUCGCCGGAAAACCCCAGAGUGAGCCCUCUGUCCCACAAGAAGCAGAGCCCCGGCACAGCUCCGGGCACAGCGGAUGUGAGAAACAGCACUCAGGAGGGAGGAGAGGCGGUCUCUAAACAGCACACAAUGAAGGCAGAGCCAGCAGACCAAAGAACUGAUUCCCCUCUGUCUGAAUAACACACACACUGACUGACACCAGGAGGCCUGGGAGAGAGAGGAGCCAGGGGUCUGUGACAUCACUGAGAUCAGGAAGUACUAGGUCUGAGAACAGCUGUAAAAGUGCUGCUGUGUCCCAUGCCAGGGGGGUUCUCUUUGAAAGCUAAACGUGAUGUAGUGCACACGGUUGGUGCAUUUUGUUGUUGCUAGCUUACAGCUAACGUCUGCUCUACUGGGUGAAUAACCACGUACUGCAACGUGCCCAGAACAAUGAAAGUUGAAUCGAUUCAUUCUGAAAAUACAUGUUUUUUUAUUGAUUAGGAGUGCCCAACCGCAGCCCCUGUUUGUAUGAGGCAUGUAUUAUUCGUACUAAUCCGACCGCUGGGUUCUUAUUGCAGUCUGUGCUUAUUUACUCCAAACAACAAAGCUAACGGACGUUAGCUGCGGGGGUAGCAUCACACCGUGUGUUUUUUGUGUUGACAGCUCAUCUUCUGACUAUAUUGUCAUCUCGUCACGUUGAUGAACUGGUGCCAUGUAAGGGGACGUUCACAUGUCAUUUUUUUGCGCCGUCAAAUUCAUUGUUGUCAAUGUAGACGCCCAAAAAGCGAGAGCGACGCUGUCGCUUUUCAGGGCGCAAUGGCAGCGCCCUGAGAUUCAAUUUGUACUUGCGCUGCAGCGCACCGCACGUCAUGUGACAGGGAAUGACCAAUCAGAGCUUUUCUUUCUUCUGGAAAUAACAGUCUACGGGAAAUUAAUAAAAGAGAAGUUAAUCAUUUUAGCAGGCGGCAACCUACGGUUCUUCAGAGUGAAGUCAAAGCUUCAUGUGUUGAAGCUGCGUUCUCAUAUACAGACUGUGCAUUUUAGUUCAGAACUAUUUGGAGCUUUACUAUCCACCCAAAGAAAUAUUUGACUUGCUUCACCCUUCGACUGUACAUAAGAAGGCUUCACUCUGCCGACCAAGGAAGUCACAACAUCCGGAUGAAAGUUCAGCCAAACUGAGAAUCAAGCAGUAAAGCUACCGUGUGGUGCUGGGAAUCCAUAUCUGUGUUCUGACUCUGUUUAGUUUAGUCAGUGAGGUUUGCUCCGGCGUUUCCAUGCGGUUUUGAUGCAACAUGUGAACGGCCCCUAAAAGCUGCAAGACAAGCAGUGAUUUUUUAGCUCAAGUUUAAACAUGUUUAUGAAACAGGACACAGCGAGCUUCAGCUAAACCAGGAUGUAAAGUCUUUGCUGUACGCUCUCCACUAAGGGGAUGGCUCAUCUCAGCGUUUGUGAGUGUCGCUCAUCAUCAUGUCAAAGACACUUUACUGUUUAUCACCUGCUGUUCUACAUGUUGUCAUUAUGAUUUGAUGGGGGGUUUCACGGCCCACCAUGUUCUUCUGUAACUUUUCACUUUGCUUCUUGAAUUCUUUGUUCCCCAGAAGACGAGACAUAUUUCAUUGUGACUUAGAUUGAGUGAUUGAUCUACAUUUAGACAUAAAUCUGUUUUGCUCCCAUUCAUUUUUAAAUUGGGGAUUUCUGGAAAGUGUUAGAAUUGUUAUGACUUAAAAUUUUGACUACAUGAUGUUUUAAAUCCCUCUUUUUUUAAUCAUUGGCUGUUUGCGAAAACAUUGUUUUGUUGUUUUGCCCCACACCAAUCACUGUGACAUCCACCCACUCAACAUGGUUCAUUCUGUUAGCGUUAGUGUUAGCCAUCAACCGCUAGUUUGUAUUCUGUUAAUCAAAGUCAACAGAAGUGAACUGCUCACUGUCACUACUGAGGUCCUGCUUUUCAUAAAGAUAGAGACUAGCUCCACAUGAGAUGAGAUGUCCACUAUGCUGCGCACACAUUGUGUAAAGUGCAUGAAUACUAGAAGUACAGUCGACUCAUUUCCUUUCAAUGAACAUGAGUGAGCUUUAGAUAAAGGCGCCAUCACGGCAAGAUCACGUAACGUUCCAUAAGACGGGACCAGUGUAGGUUUAUGAUACUUUUAUAACGUGAGGCGGUGGUUUGUUGUGCUCUUUCUGUCUUCCCUGAUCCAUAUUCAUGCACACCAGUGUGUCCAAUGAAGCAUGUAUCAGGAUGUCCCGUUAGCUCACUAAGAAACAGACGGGAUGUGUGGCAGGAAGUCAUAAAGAGACGGCACUUUGUUUUAUCAUAAUGUAGUUUUGAGCAGGAAUCCAAAUCAGAACCACUUCAUUGCCAAGUAUGUGCACAUACAAGGAGUCUGGCUUGGUGAUCGGUGCGUGACACUGAACACAGUGCAAUAGUAUACAAUUUAAGAAUGAAGAAUAGACAAUGAUAAAGAAACAAUAUUAGAGUGUUUUAGAAUGAGUGUUACCACUCGAUCGCUGUAGUUCUUCAGGGCACAGGUGAGACAGAAACUUGACAAGGAAUGAAUCAGAUAUUUGUGUUUGUGGACCAGGUCCAUCGGCUCCAUCCAGCACACACGAUGUGAGGUGGCUGCAGGACCUCAGUAGUGCACCGGGACAGUUCCUUGUCAUUGUUUAAGCUCAUUGUUUAUCCUCCGUUAAGAAGGAAUCAACAUUACACUUUGAAUACCACUUCCUGGUGAACUCCAGGUCUCUCAGAACCAACAGGUAGAACAGUUCAACAGCUGUCUUAUGUCCUCUCUUGGCACCAUAUUAGGCGCACUUAGAUGAAGACUGGCUCAGCUGUUUGUUUCAGCGAGGGAAACAUCCAAUCACAGAACAGCACAAGACCUUCUUGUAGCACAGAUACUGAGCUACAUCGUGCUCAAGGUUUCAUAGACGUUUCUAACAAUGCCUCCCAGUGUUCUUACACAUGCUGCUGUUGCUACAGAGAGGUGAGGUCGCUCCCAACAUCUUGAUACAAAAUAUACAUAAUUAAAGAAGUAAGCUCAACUUUUGGUUAUUUUCUCAUGAUUUGUAUACAUUGAAAAUGAUGUCAAAUCCAUUUGCUUAACACAAUUUGUAGUCCCAUCAUGUCAUCCAUGUGGGAGAAUAUGUCUUGCCUUGUUAAGACGUCUUUACAUUGACCUCUUUAGAAUCUCAUGGGACACUGGAGCUCUGCAUGUUUCUGUGUGACGUUCAAAUCAAUUCAGGUUCAAUCCGUCCGUUACACAAGCGCACAUAUGAUCACCACGUCCAUCCUAUCACAGGAGAAGCAGAGGAUGGAACAGAACCCCAGUAUAUGAUCAGAUAUCAUGUGAGGUCUAUCAGACUCAGGGGGGCUGUGGAGAACGCUGUGUGUUUCUAAGAGCAGACCUCAGGUCAGCGGCCUGAGCCUCCGUCUCAUCCUGGGGCAGAGUUUAUUUUCUACCCUCAUGUUUAUCUUUGCCUUGCACGCACAGAAUAUAUACAAAACUAAAUAAAGCAAACAAAAACAAAGUUAUGAACAGAGUGUACAUCCUUACCUAUACUUGUUAAUAAUUAUUAAAAUUAUGAGUUGUGUCAUAA
Messenger RNA from Anarrhichthys ocellatus (wolf-eel), 9812 nucleotides. RefSeq names its product mucin-5AC-like. The coding region runs from base 1188 to 6416 and encodes 1742 amino acids. Gene Ontology annotation, molecular function: protein binding. The record is from RefSeq and is a predicted model, not a curated record. NCBI's taxonomy places the organism in Eukaryota, Metazoa, Chordata, Actinopteri, Perciformes, Anarhichadidae. Gene Ontology annotation, biological process: cell migration; regulation of Arp2/3 complex-mediated actin nucleation. The transcript has 37 exons. Gene Ontology annotation, cellular component: plasma membrane; lamellipodium.